GGCUGUCAUGGCGGCAGGAGGGCGAACUUGCAGUUUCUCUACGGCUCACCACUGUGUCAGCAACUCCAGAAUGUGGCAGCUCACAAGCCUUCUGCUGUUCGUGGCUACCUGGGAAAUUUCUGGCAUGCCAGCCUCUACUGACUCAGUGUUCUCCAGCAGUGAGCAUGCCCACCAGGUGCUGCGGAUCCAAAAACGCUCUAACUCCUUCCUGGAGGAGGUCCGGCCAGGCAACCUGGAGCGGGAAUGCAUGGAGGAGGUCUGUGACUUCGAGGAGGCCAACGAGAUUUUCCAAGAUGUGGACAAAACACUGUCUUUCUGGACCAAGUACUUUGACGGUGACCAGUGCAAGGCUCCACCCUUGGACCACCAGUGUGACGACGCGUGUUGUGAGCAUGGCCAGUGCAUCGACGGCAUGGGCGGCUUCAGCUGCAACUGCAUGGAGGGCUGGGAGGGCAAGUUCUGCCAGCAGGAGGUGCUCUUCUCCCACUGUGGGGUCGACAAUGGAGGCUGCGCACACUACUGCCAGGAAGAGGGGGAUGGGCGCCGCUGCAGCUGUGCGCCAGGCUACGAGCUGGACGACGACCAACGGCAGUGCAAGCCUAAAGUAAGUUUCCCAUGUGGGAAGCUGGGGAAACGAGUAGAGAAAAAGCGCACUAAUGUAAAACGGGACACAGACCAAGUGGACUUACUGGACCCAAGGAUUGUCAACGGGACAUUGACCAAACAGGGCGACAGCCCCUGGCAGGUGAUCCUGCUGGACUCGAAGAAAAAGCUGGCCUGUGGGGGAGUGCUCAUUCAUACCUCCUGGGUGCUGACUGCGGCCCACUGCAUGGAUGAGUCCAAGAAGCUCUCUGUCAGACUUGGAGAGUAUGACCUACGGCGCAGGGACAAGUGGGAGGUGGACAUAGACAUCAAGGAGAUCCUUGUCCACCCCAAUUAUACCCGACGCACCAGUGACAAUGACAUCGCUCUGAUCCACCUGGCUCAGCCUGUCACUCUCUCCAAGACUAUAGUGCCCAUAUGUCUCCCAGACAUUGGCCUUGCAGAGCGUGAGCUCACUCAGGCUGGCCAGGAGACAGUGGUGACAGGUUGGGGCUAUCAAAAUGGCCGAGAAAAGGAUGUCAAGAGAAACCGAACCUUCAUCCUCACCUUCAUCAAGAUUCCCGUGGCCCCUCGCAAUGAGUGCAUCGAAGCCAUGAACAGUGUGGUCUCAGAGAACAUGCUGUGUGCAGGGAUCCUGGGGGACAGGCGGGAUGCCUGUGAUGGUGACAGUGGAGGGCCCAUGGUUGCUCUUUCCCGAGGCACCUGGUUCCUGGUGGGCCUGGUGAGCUGGGGUGAGGGCUGUGGGCUUCUUAACAACUAUGGUGUCUAUACCAAAGUCAGCCGCUACCUCGACUGGAUCCACAGCCACAUGCGGGACAAAGAUGCCUCCUUCACAACCUAGACACUAUAGCACCCCCUCUCCAACCACCUCUGCUCCCUCGAGGCCACUC
This is a messenger RNA of Dipodomys spectabilis (banner-tailed kangaroo rat), 1493 nucleotides long. RefSeq names its product protein C, inactivator of coagulation factors Va and VIIIa (gene Proc). The record is from RefSeq and is a predicted model, not a curated record. Bases 8 to 1444 code for a protein of 478 amino acids. Gene Ontology annotation, cellular component: extracellular region. Gene Ontology annotation, molecular function: serine-type endopeptidase activity; calcium ion binding. Lineage: Eukaryota; Metazoa; Chordata; Mammalia; Rodentia; Heteromyidae. The transcript has 9 exons. Gene Ontology annotation, biological process: proteolysis; blood coagulation.